Molecule: messenger RNA, 1806 nt
Organism: Linum tenue
Lineage: Eukaryota; Viridiplantae; Streptophyta; Magnoliopsida; Malpighiales; Linaceae
Source: the annotation of a GenBank genome assembly
UCAAAUCUCAAAUCUUUUCUUUCUUUCCUUCCUUCUCCUUUCUGUCACUUCUCUGCUUCAAAGUUGCAACCUUUCUCCCCUUUACCAGAGGAAAACCAACAACCCCAGUCCCAGAAACCACAGACCAAUUUCCCCAUUUCCGCAGAAGUCACAGAAAGGCCCAGAAAUUCAAAUGCCUUGACAAUCCAACAUCUCUGAAAGUGAAACCCUUCUGCAUAACCAUUUUCCCUGUUCAAUUACAAACAAAGGGUACAGAUGAGUUUCAGCUCUCUUCACUCCCAAAGUUUCUACAUUGCCCUGAAAAUCCCCACCAGCUUCUUUCGCCGCAAGCUCUAAAGGGUAACUGGUUUUCCCCCUGAAGCCCAAAAUUCCAUCGUCUCUCUGCCCAUUUCAGUUGAGGAAAACAGAACGACGAAAUCCCUCUCUGUCUCUGAUCAUAUAUGGCGAACAACACAGUCUCCGGCGGUUUCGUCGGUUUUGGCCUCCUCUCCUGCGAUCCUCUCUGGAUACCUCCUCCUUCCGUCGAUUUCCACGGGGAAAGACAUAUGGUGGAUUUCGACAAUGUUGGGUGCGGAGACGCCAUGGACGGAGGAUGUCUCUUCCACUCUCUGGUGAAAGAAGAGCUCUGCGACGAGGAUUUCGAACUGGGUUCCAGCCCUAGAGGGAAGAAAAGGCGGCUGACCAUGAGUCAAGUUCAGUCCCUGGAAAGGAGCUUCGAGAUGGAGAACAAGCUGGAACCGGAGAGAAAAGUCCAGCUUGCCCAGGAGCUCGGCUUGCAGCCUCGCCAGGUCGCCAUUUGGUUCCAGAAUCGCCGGGCUCGGUUCAAGAACAAGCAGCUGGAGAGAGAUUUCGACUCCCUCCGCGCCAAUUUCGACCGCCUCAAAGCCGAUUACAGCUCCCUGCUCCAUGAGAAACAAACCCUAAAAAACGAGGUGAAUUCACUGAAGGAGAAAUUGGGGGUGAAGGGGAAUCUGACUAAUUCAGGUGGAACGGCGACGUUUCUAGUCCCGGCGGCGAUUGUCCCGCCGCCGCCGAUGAAGCCAGAGGAAGCUGCCGCCGCGGCGGCGAAGAAGAGUGACCCGAUGAUCAAUUCGAACAGCCCGCAUUCGGUGUUGAUGGAAGCGACGGAGUCGUCGCAAGUCUUUGAGGAGAAUCACUCGGAUUACUUCUCCCAGGACGAAGACGAUACUCUGCACAACAACAACAACAACAACAACCAACUUCUGAUGAUGGCUCAGCAACCCAUUAAUGGCUUCCCCAAAUUCAACGAGCUUCCCGGCGUGCCCAAUCCCUGCGGUUUCGAGUUUCCUGUGGAGGAUCAGCCCUAUCUGGUGCUGGAUUCGAUGAACUGGAUGUGAUUUUUAACCCAUAAGGAAAGUCCGUCCAGAGUUUCCCGGAGGCUUUGUAAAGAACCAGAAAGCAACCAAAAAAAAUGUUCAGUAGUAGUUCCAAUUUCACCACAACUCAUCACAAGAAAAGAUUGGCGCUCUUGGUGCUAACCACGGUAGUUUAAUCAUGUGGUUGCAGUAAGCAAUGCAUGGCACUCAGACGAGAAAGUUGGCUUGGAGUGAAGCGAAGUUGCCCAGGGCGUCAAUGGUUGUUACUUAAUUAGUAAAUAAGUAAAAUGUAGAGUUCUUUUACUUGCUGAGUUAUUAUAACUCUCUGCUUAGGGUGAGUUCCCUUUGUAAAUAAAGCAAAACCAAAACCCAUUUUCAGCCUUUCUUGCUGAAACGGAGUUGUCUGAUAUUUCAGUUACUUUCUUUUUCCCUUCAAUGGCGAAGCUUAUUCAUGGUCGGAUGAAAGCAA